Prorocentrum cordatum is the source of this 1787-nucleotide messenger RNA. Lineage: Eukaryota; Dinophyceae; Prorocentrales; Prorocentraceae. The record is from the annotation of a GenBank genome assembly.
AUGGUGGACCAGCUGAAGUACGGCAUCGCCAACGUGGGCGGCUCGUACGACUCGAGCGAGCGGGUGGGUGAGGCCGUCGUGGGUUCGAGGAAAGCCAUGGCGGACAUGCUCAACUGCAAGGCGGCCCUCGACGGAGGCGCGGCCCCGAGGGUGGGCUCAAUCGGGUCGGACGAGAGGUGGGGCACAUCGGGAGGGUACGACAUCCGGGCGGGGCUGGGGUCGGGAGGCGCAGCCUCGAACGGCGCCGGCAGCGUGCACGACGUGCGGGCGGUGUGCGCCCGCGCGGAGGAGCUGUCCGGCGGCCGCGCGCUGCGGUACGUCGACGCCGUGCACUACGCGCCCCACGGGCAUGUGGACGUGGAGGCGAUCGGCUGCGACAUGCUGGCCUGCUCGCCGUACAAGUUCUUCGGGCCGCACUCUGGCGUGCUCUUCGGGCGGUCGGAGCUGCUGGCCGAGCUGCCGGUUGACCGCCUCGACGUGCAGGACGACCGCCUACCCUGCGACGACAACUGCCACAUGUCCCGCUGGGAGGUCGGCACCCAGAACCACGAGGCGCUCGCCGGCGUGGUGGCGGCCGUGGACUACCUGGCCGGCCUGGGGGAGCGCUUCGGGGGCGCGGACGCCGGCGCCCCGCGGCGGGACCGGCUGAGGUACGCAUGGACCGCGAUCCAGGCGCACGAGAACGAGCUCAAGGUCAGGUUCCUGGAGGGCGCCGAGAGAGUGCAUGGCCUGAGAGUCCUGGGCGUCACGGAUCCCGGCCGCGUGGACUUCCGCACCUCUACUUUCGCGAUUGCCAAAGAUGGCAUGACCGCGGCGGAGCUUGCGGAGCGGCUGUGCAGGAGGGGCGUGUGGUGCACGGCGGGCAACCAUUACGCGGGCUUCUGGGGCGACCUCAGCGCCGGGCUGGCCACGCCGGACACGGGCAUGGCGCGCAUCGGGUUCCUGCACUACAACACUUUGGAGGAUGAUGGAUCGAUGCAGUGUUGCAGGUGCUGGACUCCCUGUGACGCGGAACUCCGUGCCCCGAGGGCGCCUGCGCUCCCGCGCGCCCGGGCGGCGGAGCGAGCUCCUGCGGGCCGCCGUGCUCGCAGCGGCCUGCUGCUGUGCAGAAGGAUUGCAAACGAAGGAUUCCGAACCAGACGGAGCGCUCCCACACCCUCUUCUUGUCACCCCACCGUCCCCUGCUGUCCGCCCUCUCCCGUGCUCUUGCCUUCCCCCCCCCUUCUCCCCAUCUCCCACACCACUACCACUAAUUUCAAUUCGAACUGCACAUACGAUGUGAUGUUUUUUUCCUGCCUCCAGGGCCCAGUCCCUCCAAAGGCAUCGUGGGCCAAGAAGGGCCACACGCGGAAAGCCCCCUGUUGGUGGUGGCAUCUUUUCGGGCAUGGGGAGUGGACAUAACCAGGUCCCCCCAUGGCUCAUGGCAUGCGUCCAUAUGCGCAUGCUUAAUACAGCGGGCGACGGAGGAAGUUGAGUGUGAGUGCUGAUUUUGCUCCUGCCUGGCUGCGUUGCGUGGGCCCCAUGCACAGAGGCAGCCGAACGUGGGUCCGAUUUUGUUCCUGCUCGUCGCGUGUGGAGCACAGCCAGCGACGGAGGCAGCCGAAUGCGAGUGUUGGUGUUCGUCCUUGCUCGACUUCGUGGAGCGUAGCUGGAGGAGGUCGACAUCGCAGUUUCGGAGUUUUGGGCCGCGCGUGCUUAGCGCGCUGAGCCAAAAGACCUGGGCCAGAAGACCUCAUAGCGAGAGACGUGCGAGAUACAAAAACAAUUACCCGAGACGUACCCAACCC